Messenger RNA from Purpureocillium lilacinum, 1251 nucleotides. The record is from RefSeq and is a predicted model, not a curated record. NCBI's taxonomy places the organism in Eukaryota, Fungi, Ascomycota, Sordariomycetes, Hypocreales, Ophiocordycipitaceae.
AUGGCUGAUGAGAAGGAGCCGCUGCUGCUGUCCGACGUGGACUACCCAUCUCACGCAUCAUCAUCAUCAUCGUCGUCGACAACGUCGUCAACACCAACAUCGACAGCGACAUCACCCCCGUCGUCGUCGUCACCACCGGCAUGGACCGCCGCCCUCGUCUCAUCGCGCGACCCCUCGCGGCGCAUCCCCCAGGCCAUCGCCCACCGCGGCUACAAGGCCGCCUACCCGGAGAACUCGAUGGCCGCCUUCCGCGCCGCCGCGCGCGUCGGCGCCCACGCCAUCGAGACGGACGUGCACCUCUCGGCCGACGGCGUCGCCGUCAUCUCUCAUGACCCCACGCUCAAGCGCUGCUUCGGCAUCGACAAGAAGAUCAGCGACUGCGACUGGGCGUACCUCUCGACGCUCAGGAUGCUGCGCGACCCGACCCAGCGCAUGAUCAGGUUCAGCGAUUUCCUCGCCUGGAUUGCCGCCGGGCCGGGACAGGGACAUGGCCACGCUGGUGACGGCGACGAGAAGGAGAGCGACGACGAGGCGCAGACGCGGGCUAAGCUCUGGAUCCUGCUUGACAUCAAGAUCGACGACGACCCCCGCCAGCUCAUGCGCGCCAUCGCCGCCGCCAUAUCGCAAGUCCCCCCCAGCGCCAUCCCCUGGGAGAACCGCCUCCUGCUCGGCUGCUGGAACGCCGCCCUCAUCGAGGCCGCCAGCGAGACCCUCCCCGCCUUCACCCUCGCCCACAUCGGCUACUCCCUCUCCUACGCGCGCCACUUCCUCCCCGUUCCGGGCCUCUCCUUCAACAUGGCCCAGGCCGCCCUCCUCGCGCCCCUCCGCGGCCGCGCCUUCAUGCGCGCCCUCCGCGCCCGCGGCCGCUCCCUCUUCGUCUGGACCGUCAACACGGAGCGCGGCAUGGAGUGGUGCAUCCGCCAGAACACGAGCCUGCCCACGCCCAAGAAGUCGCAGACACAGGAUCAAAACGCCGCCGCCAACGCCGCCACCCUCCUGGGCCCCAGGCUCGUCGACGGCGUCAUCACAGACGACCCCAAGCUCUACCUCGCCGUCUGCCGCCGCUUCGAGGACCAGCUCGACGGCAGGACCCGGCCUACCCGGCCCGCCACCGCGCGCGAGACGGUGCGCUUCGUCAUGCACGUCAUCGCCCGCCAGCUCUUCUUCAAGUGCAUGUUUGUCUAUCGCCGCUUCUGGCAGAACAAGCUCGACUACAUGCACGAGCGCGCUCCCGUAGACAAGAGAGACUGA